AUGGCAAUGGAUAAAAUCUUUGAUUUCGACAACCAGGAGGAAUUCGUGGCAAAGGCUGUGGAGUCGCGUGAUAACUUAGAGAGAUGUGGAUUAAAAAUGGGAUACAGUGACAACUGGAAGGACGACCUUGUUUCCUCGUUGAGGAGACUAAACAUGAGCAAUGAUGGAAUUGGCGAAGUGAUGCACCAGCUGGUGACGAACGUGAUCAAAGAAUUUCGACAUCCAACGAAACAAUACAACUUUGACAAAGAUGAUGGCCGUGGACGACUGGCUGUUCCAAAGAAAACGCCAUUAAUGAGUGUGAAAUUACUGCUAGCAGAGAAUGAUAAGAGAAGAAACCCACGUUAUAAAUCUGUAGUGUUGCGUUCUAUGAAGUAUGACCGUUUCGACCCAACUGUGAUCUCUCGUUGUUGUCAGAAACCCAAAACCAAUGCGAGCAUAGCUAACCACGCGUCUUCAAAUACAGCCCAGGAUUUCAAUAAUGAACAUGAAGCUGGGAUCGAAGAAAUUGCUCCAUCAAAUAAAGGAGUGGCUGACCUCGAUCUUGAUGGAAAUGGCACAGCUGAUUGUCAGUUUCUUCAUCACGACGAUAGAUUUGCGUACUCUUCGUAUGUGCACUGGCCUCAUUCUCAAGGAUCAAAUUGCGACCCUGCAACAGAUUCCUUGCCCACCAUAGAACGUAAUCCAUGUAUCGAAGAGAAUUCAACUGAAUGCUCUAAUUUGAAUGAUAUCGUGGUGCAAGUUUCUAUUCAUGUUGGUUAUCCUCGUCCGCUUGAAAAAGAAGAACUGCGACUUGGUAGAUUGUUGAAAGUAGUCGAUCGUUUUCUGGUUCUCGGUUCCAAUACCCUGAAGGAACUGAAGGAUUCAAUCGAUUGUCCGGCAGACUAUUAUGUGUUUGAUGAUGUUAGUCAGCGAUUUCUUACAGAUCAAGAUCUUUGUAAGCAAGACCUUCAGUUUCUCGAAUUGCAUAUGUUUCUGGUGAAAGAAUUGUUUGGAUAUAAACAAUUUACACUCGGCGAUAUUUUUUUCCAGUACCGUUAUCCAUCCUCGUUCUUCUUUAUUCACGAUACAUUCUAUAUUGACCUUGAACCAAAAGGAUCGCAAGAUAUUACAGAAAUGAUCCGUACUUGGGCGACCGAGAGAGGGCUUGGUGGAACGAAGGUAGCAGACAUGAAUACAACGAACGAUGACGUCCAUCCAACAGGUCCGUAUCCAUUGCCAUUCUAUGAGCUCAACACUCGCCGAAUUUCUUGCGCUGGAUGCAAAAUGGCUACCUCUGAAUGGGUGGUAUGGAAUCACGAGAGCACACCAGUCCCCGUUCAGUAUUUUUGUGAAUCAUGCUAUAACGAUCUAAACUUUGAUGUAUUUGGAGAGAGAACGUUUAAUUUCAAAGCAGCUCCAUUGUACGAUCGUCACAAUAGGAAGACAGAUUUCGUCGAACGUGAACAUUUUGACGCAGUCGAUAAUGCCGUACCGGACGAAGAAAUAGCAAGUGAAGCGAUUUAA
Messenger RNA from Angiostrongylus costaricensis, 1506 nucleotides. The record is from the annotation of a GenBank genome assembly. NCBI's taxonomy places the organism in Eukaryota, Metazoa, Nematoda, Chromadorea, Rhabditida, Metastrongylidae.